AUGCCGAACUUUAACGACUCGAGCUAUGGUUACCUAAAAUCCAAUAAUUAUGGGAAAGACCUUAAUAAUAAUUUAUGGAAAUUAAGCGGGAUACUUAACUCUACAAUUUUUGAGACAAUCAAUAGUACAAAUCAACUAUUGCAUGAUAAAGCAUACUCAUGCGUUGCUAACCUCUUCUCUGGAGGAAUUGUAUCUUCAGCUGAUAAUGAUCUAAACUCUGGAGCUCUGAAUUAUACCGCUAAAUCACCUCUGGUUUUUAUCCAUUGUUCUAAUAAUACAAAUGAUAAAAAUUCUGUGAUUCUUGAAAAUAUCAUGCAAAAUGCUGUUCGAAAUAUAAGUGAUUUAAUGACUUAUGAAGGAUUAGGUAGUGGUACUGUACUUGCGAAAACAGACAAAUUUUAUCUCGGUAUGUUAUUGAUAUGCUUUGGCCAAAUUUCAAUUUGCAUAGCAUAUUGGAUGCUCUUUACAGUCGUCGUAUUACUACCGGCUGAUGAUCACAACAGACAAAAUAAACUCGUUCUUAUAUUCGUUCUUUUUUCGGCAAUAACUGAAGCAAUUAUAUUAAAUAGGACGGUCAUUAAUGUCAUCCAACCCCAAUACUACAACAACUAUCAAAGAUCUGAAGAGUACGAGAGUAUCAUCAUAAACUCGAAUCUAGUAAAGAGCUGUGAUUUGAUAUAUAGUGUAUUCACACACUUUAAUUGGCUGCUCAUUAUAAUAUACAUGUAUCCAACCGUUUCUUUGAAGUGGGUUGAACAUGUUAAGAAGCUUCCCAAUGGUGUCAGGCACUUCAAACACUAUCAUAUUUGCCUAGCUAUCAUCCUAAUGUUGAUUGAUGAUAUUUUGUUUUGUCUUCUACUGUGGACCAACACUAAACCCUCAAUUCAUGUUGCAUUCAAAUCAUUUGAAAUUAUAAUUUACACAAUCUUUUGUUUAUUGCUAGUGUAUUUUGUUUGGUCAAAUUUUGCAUUCGUUCUUAGACCUAAGGUACAGAAGGGCGGUUGCGAUAUCGACACUUCUGAAACUUCAUCUAAAUUUACCACCACAAAUGAAACUUGUGAUAAUUGCGAGAAGGCUAGUUACUCUUUUGCUAAUAAGUCUCAAAAUAUAUUCGUUGUAGUAAUGAAAAAAGGUCUAAGGCUAGUAUUUUAUCUUUUCAAUGGUUUUUUCAACUACUUUAAAUGGUCUUACUAUCAUUUGAAAGUAUUAUGGAAGGACUACCAAGAUAUUUUGCCGCUAUUAGCUUACAAUAUCGUAUUAUUUGGUCUAUCCUACUGGGCCACAAUUUUUUUUACAAUGGGCGAAUACUAUCAUAGAAGAUGGGCUUACAACAUUGUUUAUUUUUUGAGGGCUUUGAUUACUGUUAAUGUAUGGGCUUUAAUUGGAGUGCUGGAAAAGAAGAAAAUUAUUGCUUCGCGAAAAACUGUUCUGGGAAGGCAGAUAAGAACAAACUCAUUUAAUGAAAAUAGAGAUAUUACUACUUUAGGAGAUCAUUUCAUCUCUAGAGAAGAUAAUAAUAUUAACUCUGGUGGCCUGAUCUCUGAUUUUUACAUUGACAAGGCAUCACCUCGUGUGAGCCCUCAAAGAAAUUCAGGUGAAAUUUAUGAGAGCUCCUCUGCUAACAAAAUCACACCACAUUUGAAUACGGCGAAGUAUUUGUUGAGAGCGUACCCAGGUGCCCGAAGGAAAAAGAAGCUCUAG
This is a messenger RNA of Nakaseomyces glabratus, 1701 nucleotides long. RefSeq names its product Dfg16p (gene DFG16). Lineage: Eukaryota; Fungi; Ascomycota; Saccharomycetes; Saccharomycetales; Saccharomycetaceae. Gene Ontology annotation, biological process: cellular response to pH. The record is from RefSeq and is a predicted model, not a curated record. Gene Ontology annotation, cellular component: plasma membrane.